CUGCAUAUCUUUGCUGCAGUGGGUGGGUAGGGAUACAAGAGGCGGGUGUUGCCACAUAUCUCUGCUCUUCCUUCUUUUUGUUGGGCGUAGUCAGUGAAGAGGACCUCUGGGUUAUCACGGAGUGUCUUCUCCUUAUAUUUCUCCCUAGCUGUUCUACUAUUACAUUUAGCAGGGUAAUGAAUCUCUUUGCUCUCCGCUCUGAGAGCUGUGCUGCCUUCUCAUUGGUUUCCAUGGCGACAAGUUGUUUACUUCAAGGGGAGCUAGGCUAACUAUUUACUUUGCUAGCUUUUCUAGCCUACAAACACUGGGAAAAAACUGAACUAUGCACGGUUUACCAGAUAUAUUAAUGUUACCAACAAGGAUCCUUUAACUUUUCUUCUUGUCUUUAUAAAGUAAUUCUUCUGUUCUUCACUGCAGUUUCUCCUUUGGAAAGGUGGUAACAGUAAAUUUAAAAAAUAUAUCCGAAGAUGAUAUUUCCUCUUCUAUUAUUGUUAAUUCAUGCAGUUACCUCUUCUAUGGAGUCCUUUCUGAAAAUUAUUUGAAGGUAAUUUAGCAAAAUGCCCCACUUUUUGGGGUCCAAGUUUGAGAUGUAUUCAGGAGCUCAUCUUUUGGUGCAGCUACUUAUGGAAUCUCUCUCUCAGACAGACAGACUCUCUCUGUCACCCUGUCUGUCUCUCUAAAAUCAAUUCAAUUCAGUGUGCUUUAUUGGCAUGAAUGUAACAAAGAGAAUAUUGCCAACAGGUCAAGUAAUAAUGAGAUUAAAAGAAAAAGAAAAAAAGUACAAUUCAUAAAAUCAGGAAAAUAGCAGAAAAACUGAUAAAACAACAAAAAAACAAUGAACACUUGAUCUGUGUGUUUGUGACAGACUGUGGAAGUGUGUGUUGAUGUUAGUGUUAGUGUGUGUGUGUGUGUGUGUGUGUGUGUGUGUGUGUGUGUUAGUGUGUAUCAGUACCUGGACAGUGGAGGGUCUGGGUCGUUGUGUAUUUAGCUCAGUGAGUAUCAGUAUCAGAAUAAGAGGAGGUAAUUAUUCAAAAUUAUCAAAUAAUAAAAUUAUGGGCCUACCAACCAGGGUGACUAAUAUAUACAAACUAAUAAUAAUAAUAAUAAUAAUAAUAAUAAUAAUAAUAAUGAUGAUGAUGAUAAGCAGCUGUAUAUAUUUUCAUAGCACAUUUCUUCUGUUUAUGUAUAUGUUCACACGCUGUGUGAUGGUUUGUCUGGGGGUCACUGGUUUUUAGGUGAUUGUAAAAUAUAUUUGCUCUUUUCUGUAUUUUCAGUAUGAGGGGGUGUUGGCCGAGUUCUGCUCUACAGGCUGUUUGGCGUCUUGCACCUGCAGGAUGUUCUAUUAUUGUUUUGUCCCAUUUGUCAAAUUCAUGAUUUAAUUUGGGUCCCCAGAUCUCACUGCCAUUGAGGAUUAUAGGUUCAAAUGGAAUGUCAAAUUGAAUAUUUCUUCUAAAUGCACAGAAAGCUCUUCUUGCUUUGUAUCUGAGAUCUUUCACAGCUGUGUUGAAGCUUCCUGUGGAGCUGACGUUGAGGCCAAGUUUGCUGUCAGGGUCCAGGUCUGACAGAACCUCUGCAGGAGAUUAAGGUGCUGGUGUAAACCUUCUUCAGUGGCUGAAAGCAACACUAAGUAAGGUGGUUGCGGUAUGGAGUGGGAGCCUCCAGGACAUGGAAGAAGUCUGAACUGCAGAUCAUGUGACACCCAGUGACCCAGCUGAGAAAGUUUGAGUUCAGUCUGUGUUCAGGUGUGUUCCAGGUGUUUGUGGUACGUGUUAACACCUCACUGUGUUUAUCAGACUGUUUGCUUUCUGAAUAAUUCAGAAUCAACUGAUAUCACACUGCUCCCUCACCUGGACCAAGGCUCCGCCCCCUUACACCUGACCACCUUUAUACCUGAGACGCACACAGUCACUCACACACACCUACAGCACACACUUACAGAGCCCACUUCACACCUCAGCCAGACUCUCAGCAGACUAUCGAAACAUUUCGGUUAGAUUACGGCAGCUCUGGCAAACUUUUAGGCAGACCUUCAGUAGACUCUCAGCAGACUCUUGGUAGACUCUCAGGAUGACGAGCACGGCAGCAGAACUGGCCAGGAGGAAGGCCCGGGAGGAGGAUGGCGCUGGCAGCCGGGCCAACGCCGUCCCCUUCAACCAGCAGGACUUUGAGCAGCUGCGGAGCGAGUGUCUGCAGGCCGGCGCACUGUUCUGCGACCCGGCCUUCCCCGCAGGCUUUGACUCUCUGGGAUACAACCAGCUGGGACGCUACUCCUCCAAAACCAUCGGAGUGGAGUGGAAACGACCCACGGAGCUGUGUUCUGAUCCUCAGUUCAUUGUUGAUGGAGCGAAGAGAACAGACAUCUGCCAGGGAGUGCUGGGUGACUGCUGGCUGCUGGCUGCCAUCGCCUCUCUGACCCUGGACCCUCAGAUCCUGAAGAGAGUGGUUCCUCCUGAACAGAGCUUCAGCUCGCAGUACGCCGGCAUCUUCCACUUCCAGCUGUGGCAGUAUGGGGAGUGGGUGGACGUGGUUGUGGAUGACCGGCUGCCCACCAGAGAUGGGAAGCUGCUGUUCGUUCACUCGGCAGAGGGAGGAGAGUUCUGGAGCGCCCUGCUGGAAAAAGCCUACGCCAAGGUGAACAGCUCGUACGAGGCUCUGACCGGAGGUUCGAGUAUCGAGGGUUUUGAGGAUUUCACCGGAGGAAUCUCGGAGAGCUACGACCUGAAGGAGGCUCCGCCCUUCCUGUUUAACAUCAUGAAGAAGGCUCUGAAGCUCGGCUCGCUGCUCGGCUGCUCCAUCGACAUUUCCAGCUCGCAUGAGACGGAGGCGAUCACCGGUCAGAAGCUGGUUAAAGGCCACGCCUACUCCAUCACUGCAGCACAGCAGGUUCAGCACUUCGGUUCUCCGGUGGAGCUGCUGAGGAUCAGGAACCCCUGGGGUCAGGUGGAGUGGACCGGAGCCUGGAGCGAUGAGUCGAAGGAGUGGGACGGCGUUCAGCCGGAGGAGAAGAAGAAGCUGGAUCAGGCCGCUGAUGACGGAGAGUUCUGGAUGUCCUACACCGAUUUCCUGCGGCAGUUUUCCCGCCUCGACAUCUGUAACCUGACACCCGACACGCUGAGCAGCGGCGAGGUCGGCCGCUGGAACUACAGAGAGUUCGAAGGCGUGUGGAGGGUCGGCUCCACCGCCGGAGGCUGCAGGAACUACCCGGCCACGUUCUGCUCCAACCCUCAGUUCUUCAUCCGGCUGGAGGACGUGGACGACGACCCUCACGACGGGGAGGACGGCUGCACCGUCCUGAUCGGUCUGAUGCAGAAAGACGCUCGCAGGGAGAGACGCUUCGGACGGGACCUCAACACCAUCGGAUUCUCCAUCUACGAGGUUCCUGAUGAGUAUAAAGGUCGCAGUAACGUCCACCUGGGCCCGGACGUCCUGCUGAGGAGAGCGGCUGUGGCUCGCAGUCACAACUUCAUCAACCUGCGAGAGGUGUGCGACCGAUUCAAACUGCCGCCCGGAGAGUACGCCAUCAUCCCCUCCACCUUCGAACCGCACCGCAAAGGAAGCUUCAUCCUGAGGGUGUUCACCGAAAAACAGGCCCACACCAGGCCGAUGGAGGAGGACGUGAGCGCUGACGUCCAGGAGCCUGAUGUUGGACGGCACGACGUGGAUCCUCACUUCAAACAUCUCUUUGUCCAGAUGGCUGGAAAUGACUCGGAAAUUUCCCCCUUUGAGCUGCAACAGAUUCUGGACAAAGUGACAGCUCAGAUCGAAGCCUGUCGGCUGCAGCGGGACGUCAGUGUGACCGACUGUUGUGUGUUUCAAGGGUCCGACGUUAAAACUGACGGCUUCAGUCUGCAGACCUGCCGCGACAUCAUCAGCCUGAUGGACAUGGACGGCAGCAGGACUCUGGGUCUGCUGGAGUUUCACGCUCUGUGGACGAAGAUCCAGAGAUACCUGGAGAUCUUCAAGAGCCACGACUCGGACGGUUCUGGUACGAUGAGCAGUCAUGAGAUGAGAGCAGCGCUGGCUGAAGCUGGUUUCCAGGUCAACAGUGCUGUGAUUCAGGAGAUCGUCGGCCGAUACGCCGACACAAGUUACGCCAUCGACUUCGACUGUUUCAUCGGCUGCCUGAUUCGUCUGGAGAUGCUCUUCAAGAUGUUCAGAACUCUGGACACGAAGAACCUGGGGAAGAUCCAACUGGACCUGCAGCAGUGGCUCUGCCUCGCCAUCAACUGACUGCCGCCCGCUCCAGGUGCAUGCUGGGAGUUUUCUACAGUUUAAAGGACAUACAGCAGCUGUUGUUGUUACUGUUGUUUCUUAAUAAAAACUAGGGCUGUCAAUCAAUUAAAAAAAUGAACUACUUAAUCUCACAAUUUGCUGUGAUUACUCGCUUUUCUUCUUCUUAAUAUUGAAGAAGGAAUAAUGAAUAUUAAAAUGCUAUAUCAUGGGGCGCCCUGGUAGCUCACCUGGUACAGGGCUGCGUCAUUGCCACAAUUUCAAUAAAACCAUCGAGGCCAUUGACUGUCAGCUUGAAAGGCAUAAUUCUUAUCUGCACUAACAGAAAUAAUAACAAAACCCAGGCCUAUAUGUUAAAGUGCCAGUCGAAUUUCAAAACCAUCAAGGCCAUUAAUAUUAGAGUUAAUAUAUCAGCUUAGAAGGCAAUCAUUUCUUAUGUGCACUAAUAUAAAUGAUAAUUAACAACAAUAAAUGUUUUCCAUGUUCAAGUUCCAGCUGAAUUUCAACUAGGUCCACAACAGUCCAUGCAAAUGUGAAAAAAGAACAAGGAAAGAUUCUGAUUUGCACAGAGAGAGAGUUCAAACGGCCCCCUUUUAACUCGCCAAAAUUUAGCCUGACUUUGGAGCGUUAUUUAGACAAGACAGCAUGACACGGUACCAAUGGAUGCCCUGGGUUGUCUAGUUUCAUAUGAUACCAGUAUCUUUACCUUAGCUUAGCAGUUAUGCAUUAAUCGCUUUCAUUUCUUUUAACAUGUUGAAUAUUUCAAAUUAAUCGCAAAAAUGAAAGCGUUAAUUUUGACAGCACUAAUAAAAACUGUGUUGAGUUGAUCAUCAGUAACAGGAAGUCUGUUUGAAAUGUCAUGUUUUAAAGUUGUUCACCUUUAAAUAAACUCUGAAUCAGUAUCUGAA
This is a messenger RNA of Siniperca chuatsi (mandarin fish), 5138 nucleotides long. It is a transcript of the gene capn8, whose product is annotated as calpain 8. The transcript is spliced from 22 exons. Gene Ontology annotation, molecular function: calcium-dependent cysteine-type endopeptidase activity; calcium ion binding. Gene Ontology annotation, biological process: proteolysis. NCBI's taxonomy places the organism in Eukaryota, Metazoa, Chordata, Actinopteri, Centrarchiformes, Sinipercidae. The record is from RefSeq and is a predicted model, not a curated record. The coding region runs from base 2068 to 4230 and encodes 720 amino acids. Gene Ontology annotation, cellular component: cytoplasm.